GCGGAUCAGUGUACAGGGCUUCAGGGCUUCAUGGUGUGUCACAGCUUCGGAGGAGGAACAGGGUCCGGAUUCACGUCUCUGCUCAUGGAGAGGCUGUCCGUAGACUACGGAAAGAAAUCCAAGCUUCAGUUUGCCGUCUAUCCAGCUCCCCAGGUGUCUACGGCCGUGGUGGAACCGUACAACGCUGUAUUAACCACCCACACCACGAUCGACCACGCCGACUGCGCCUUCAUGGUCGACAACGAGGCCAUCUUCGACAUCUGUCGACGUAAUCUGGGCAUAGACCGCCCCACCUACACCAACCUGAAUCGCCUCAUUGGCCAGGUGAUAUCCUCGAUCACAGCCUCACUGCGCUUCGAGGGAGCCCUCAACGUCGACCUGACCGAGUUCCAAACGAACCUGGUGCCGUACCCUCGCAUUCACUUCCCGCUCAUCACCUACGCACCGGUCAUCUCUGCCGAGAAGGCCCACCACGAGCAGCUAUGCGUCGCCGAGAUCACGAACUCCUGCUUCGAGCCGAACAACCAGAUGGUGAAAUGCGACCCGAGACGCGGAAAGUACAUGGCUUGCUGCAUGUUGUACCGCGGCGACGUCGUGCCCAAGGACGUCAACUCCGCGAUAGCGACGAUCAAGACAAAGCGCUCGAUCCAGUUCGUCGACUGGUGUCCGACCGGAUUCAAGGUCGGCAUCAACUAUCAACCGCCGACGGUGGUCCCUGGCGGUGACCUUGCGAAGGUCGCACGAGCCGUGUGUAUGAUUAGUAACACCACGGCUAUUGCCGAGGCGUGGGGGCGGCUCAAUCACAAGUUUGACUUGAUGUACGCGAAGAGGGCCUUCGUGCAUUGGUACGUGGGGGAGGGCAUGGAGGAGGGAGAGUUCUCCGAGGCGAGAGAGGAUCUGGCGGCGCUGGAGAAGGACUACGAGGAGGUGGGCAGGGACUCCGGAGAGGAGAACGGCUACGAUGAUGAGCAGGAGGAGUAUUAAAGAAGAGGGAAGGGGAGAAGUAUUAGAGAGAGAAGACAGGAGGGAUAUUAGAGGAAAGAAGUGGAGAGGAGUAUGGACAGGGGAAGUAUUAUAUAAGAAGGAAGGACUAUUAUUAGAUGAGAGAAAAAGAGGCGUACUGAACGAGAAGGCGUAAAUUCAGUUGUGUCAGGGGGAGUAUUAGAGAAGAGGAUUCAUAGAAAAAAG
Molecule: messenger RNA, 1188 nt
Organism: Priapulus caudatus
Lineage: Eukaryota; Metazoa; Priapulida; Priapulimorpha; Priapulimorphida; Priapulidae
Product: tubulin alpha-8 chain-like
Biological process (GO): mitotic cell cycle; microtubule cytoskeleton organization
Cellular component (GO): microtubule; cytoplasm
Molecular function (GO): structural constituent of cytoskeleton; GTP binding
Source: RefSeq, a predicted model, not a curated record